Molecule: messenger RNA, 783 nt
Organism: Cylicostephanus goldi
Lineage: Eukaryota; Metazoa; Nematoda; Chromadorea; Rhabditida; Strongylidae
Source: the annotation of a GenBank genome assembly
GACGGAAGCCAUGUGAUAGAUGCUGAACCCAAAGAUUACACCGAUGCUUUCUUACAAAAGAUAAGCCAAAACGCCAAAGAAGGGGUUACCGAUAGUUCCUUUGACCGAAAUCAAGACGUGGUUGAUGCAAAAAGACUAAAGAUGAGUUUUAUGUAUUUUCUUUACAGUGACGAAUCACUCGCUAUCAGCAUUAUGGAUCUGUGGGUGGCUGGCCAAGAGACGACUUCUUCGGUUGUUUGUUGGGCAUUGAUCUUUCUGUUAAGAAAUCCGCAAGUAGCGACUAAUGUCCGAAAAGAAGUGCAGAGAGCAACUGGAGGUUCAAGACCACUUUCUCUCACAGACAAACCUCAAACACCAUAUCUCCUAGCUACCAUCACUGAAGUCCUGCGGUUGGCCUCUGUUCUAAAUAUGAAUCUUUUUCGAAAAACUGACUCAGAUACGGAAAUUGAUGGUUAUCCCGUUCCAAAGGACACAGUGGUAGCAAUACAAUUGUCUUUGGUUCUUAGCGAUGAGAACAAGUUUCCAAAUCCCGAUGUGUUCGAUCCGUCUAGAUAUAUCUCUGAUCCUUCGCUAACUUCAGCUGUGAUUGCAUUCGGACUCGGAAAGAGAUCAUGCAUUGCAGAAUCGCUAGCAAGAGCUGAGCUAUAUUUGGUCAUCGGCAACAUAUUGCUACGGUACACCUUGAAAUGUGUCGAUAGACUACCACCUGUGGAAGAAUUAAACAAGGAUGGCAUUUUCAGAAAACCGAAGCACUUCAAAAUGAUUUUCAACAAGUUCACUUAG